AUGCCCGCCUUCGUCUCUCUUUCAUCCUUCAUCCUCGCUGCCUCCCUCAGCACCCUCACCUAUCUGGCCUUGCUCCACCGUUGCCUCAAGAAUCGGAUCAACCAUGAGAAAAGUUACGGAUCCCUUCCUAGCUCGGAGUCUAUCAUCAUAACCACGAUCCCCCCCGAGAUCUACACAUCGGAAUACUAUGCUCUCCACGAUCGAGCCAGCCGGCGGGUGCCGCGUCAACUCCUCCCUCACCAGAAAGAUACCAAUAUCCUGACAAUCUUUCUCCGUCGCAACAUGAUGGCCUUCGCGAACUUUCCUCAAGCAUAUAUGUUAUGGGCGGUCAGUCCGGCCGCGACCCGUCCAACGUUCCAUGCAUCGCAUAUCAGUUCCCUGGACUUCAACAAGGGUGAUCUCACCUGCGGAAUAUACCGUGUCUUGGAGCGAACUGCAGACAAAGUCGAGUUUGGAAUGACGCACAAAGGCGUCGAGGGGCGAUUGGUGUUCCGGCUCUGGGACGAGGACAAGGACGUUGUAUUUACCAGCGAAACAGCGAUGUGGACACGGAUGGACGAGAUGCAACGCGCCACAAUGCCACUGGAAAACCCGGUGCUGCGCUUCUUUCAUGAACUGGCCGCCUGGUGGCUGUUGGAUUCCGGGGUCAAGUAUUUGGUCGAUUGGGACGGAGACACAGACUCGGAACGAUUUGCUGGAGGGUUCCUGGACAAAGCCUGGAUAUCCCAUUGUUGCAGAUUCGGGGCAGACAUGGACAAAAAAUCAAGGCAAUUGUCGUUUCCUUUGUUUCUGAAGCGGUACUACAUAUGGUAUUUAAAUCAGCUCCAAGGUCGACUAUGGGGGUUUGUUUGUCUUCCCCGGAUAACCUUACUUCUCAUACAUGAAGUUCCAGUCUAUUCAGAUCCAAUCUAUACUGAGAAUCGAAACCCAACAUGUGCAAGUACAUUUACCACCACUUCAUUGGCUGCGGCCAUGUCGGAUGCUUCAGCAUUGAUACUUGCUUCGAGAUGA
Messenger RNA from Aspergillus sclerotioniger CBS 115572, 1011 nucleotides. RefSeq lists its product as uncharacterized. The record is from RefSeq and is a predicted model, not a curated record. Bases 1 to 1011 code for a protein of 336 amino acids. NCBI's taxonomy places the organism in Eukaryota, Fungi, Ascomycota, Eurotiomycetes, Eurotiales, Aspergillaceae. The transcript has a single exon.